UCCGAUUACUUAAUUUAAAAUAAUAAUAAUAAUAAUUAAGAACGAAAUUUAAAUAAUUCGUUAUAAGUGUCCAGCCAUAUUUAGUCUAGGCUCAAAACGUUAAUUUCUUCAUUUUCUGGAAACUUCCGAACGGCGGAGUGACCAGCGCUUGAACGGAGGUCGUAGUUUUUACGGAAGGUUGAAAAUCGUCGUUGGAACCUGAGAAUCCAGGGUUUUUCUCCUCUCUUUCGGCCGUCGAAUCUUCGUCAUGUCGGAGGUUAUUUCCGCUGAUUUCGAAGGAAUCGGAGGAGAAUUUAAUCGUCAACGUAAGGAUAAUUCUGACUAUUGUGAAAAAAUAGAGGAACUGAAAUAUUUUAAUAAAAAAUUACAAGAAGAAAACGAAAGACUUUCGUUACAAAUUAGUCAUGCAGAUGAUAGCCAAAAUGUAAUAGCUAAAGAAAAUGAAUUAUUAAAAAGAAAGAUCGAAAGCACACAUUUACUCGAUUUAAAUAUCAAGGAACUUCAGUCUGAUUAUGAUGAUAUGAAGGAAUUACUUCAAGUAAUAAAGGAAGAGAAUAACGAAUUAAAGUUAAAUUUCUCGGAAAGUGAGAAAGAACGAAUAUUUUUUAAAAUGGAAUCGGAAAAAUUUCAAAAAAAGUUACAACAGGCGGAAGAAUAUGCUAAAUAUUUAAAGGAAGAAAAAGAACGAUUACUUUUUAUAAUUGCUGAACAAGAAAAAUUUCUCUCAGAAGCUAAAGAUUCCAAAUUAAAAUUGAAAGAAGAAAUAAAAAUGGGAGAGGAAAAAAAUUAUGAACAAUUGAACCACCUGAAUCCAAGAGAACAGCCAUGUUAA
Molecule: messenger RNA, 832 nt
Organism: Centruroides sculpturatus (bark scorpion)
Lineage: Eukaryota; Metazoa; Arthropoda; Arachnida; Scorpiones; Buthidae
Exons: 7
Coding region: 248-832 (194 amino acids)
Source: RefSeq, a predicted model, not a curated record